Messenger RNA from Hylaeus volcanicus, 1117 nucleotides. RefSeq lists its product as uncharacterized. NCBI's taxonomy places the organism in Eukaryota, Metazoa, Arthropoda, Insecta, Hymenoptera, Colletidae. The coding region runs from base 53 to 910 and encodes 285 amino acids. The record is from RefSeq and is a predicted model, not a curated record. The transcript has a single exon. Gene Ontology annotation, cellular component: nucleus; proteasome core complex, alpha-subunit complex; proteasome core complex. Gene Ontology annotation, biological process: ubiquitin-dependent protein catabolic process.
UAGGCUCUAAACAAAAGAAACAAUUACGGAAUCGUUACAAUAAAACUUUCAUAUGGCAGCUAUCGGUGCAGGAUACGAUUUAUCAGUUUCAACUUUUUCUCCUGAUGGACGUAUUUUUCAAGUCGAGUAUGCAAGUAAAGCAGUGGACUCUGGAAAUACAAGUGUAGGAAUUGUGUGCAAGGAUGGGAUUUUGUUUGCAGCAGAAAAAUUUUUGCCCAACAAAAUGACAGUACCUGGAACUUCCCCACGUAUAUUUGCUGUGGAUCGGCAUGUGACAAUUGCAGUAGGAGGUUUUAUAGCAGAUGCAAGAGAAAUUGUUUAUCGAGCUCGCCUCGAAGCAAAGGAAUAUCGUCGAGUGUAUGAUGAACCGAUUCCUGCGCAGGUUCUUUCCGAGCGUUUGGCUUUGUUUCUUCAUGCGUAUACUUUAGCGUGGUCAGAAAGACCCUUUGGUGCAGCAAUAAUUCUUGGUGUCUGUGAAGAAGCCUAUGACUCAGUUAAUUUGAGUGAAAACAUCACUGUAGAAGAUAAGACUUUGAAAAAACAACCGAAAUUUUCUUUAUAUUCCAUUGAUGCGGCCGGAGCAUGCUACAAAUUUUUUGGUGUUGCAAUUGGAAAAGGUCGUCAAAUCGUGAAAACAGAAAUCGAGAAGCUCGAUAGACAAAAUAAGACGUGUGAAGAGUGUUUAAUACCAGUUGCUACAUUAAUGCGUCGAGCUCACGAUGAUACCAAAAUUCGUGAUGUUGAGUUAGAGAUGGCCUGGAUAUGUUUUUCGAGCAAUUUCGAGCAUGCUAUGGUACCUCGAACUAAAGUUCAAGAAGCUGUUCGAGAAGCCAAUGCUUCUAUAGAGAAUCAAGACAUUGAAAUACAGAAUGUUGGUCAUCAGUUAACAGAGGACGUAGAUAUGGCAUAGGCCGUACGAUUUGUUUUAAUUUUUCUAAAACACGUAGCUAGUUCGUUCUACUUGAAUACCUGAAUGAUUUCUUGAAUUUCUUAUCAACUAUGGUUCGUUACUUAAUUAGAUUAAAAAUUUUUUUAUUUUAAUUUAACGAUAUAUUAAAAUGUGUAUUUAAACUUUUUUAAUAGAUCAUAUUUCAUUACCAACACCUUUGAAAUAAAA